CGAGAUGGUAGAAGAUACGACAUCUCCUAACAAUCAGCCUGCGCCGCUUUAUGAGACCGUAACGACGACCGUCAGGAAGUACUACCGCCAUCCACCCAGCGAGAGCCACGCGGGGCUAUUAGAGCCACCCUCAGAGCUCAUACGGAUGCCGUUCUCCGGCCUCGUCCGUUCUGGAUACGUAUACGACUACGAAAUGACGAGACAUGCUCCAUUCGACGAAGACGACCAUCCAGAGCAGCCAGCGAGAAUAACGUCUAUUUACGAAUCUUUGAACAACUCACAAUGUAUCAAGCGAAUGCUCAAAAUCAAUUCACGAAACGUCACUAGAGCAGAGGUCACUCUCGUACACUCGCCAGAGCACUGGGAUAGAGUUAACAUGCUGGCCUUUAUCCCGGAAGUCGAACUGCGCGCUUUGAUUCCGUUGCACGAGCGCAUGUCCAUCUACGUCAACCCUAUGACAACCUACGCAGCCCUCUUAUCAGCUGGUAGCUUGCUCGAACUUACAAAAGCCGUCUGUGAUGAACGCAUUCGUAAUGGUUUCGCCAUCGUGAGACCACCAGGUCACCAUGCUGAGCCAGAGCAAAUGAUGGGUUUCUCUUUCUUCAACAACGCCAGUAUAGCAGCUCGUUGGGCACAGAAGAACUAUCCAAAUUCUGUAAAGCGGGUACUUAUUCUCGAUUGGGAUGUACAUCAUGGUAAUGGCACACAACGCGCAUUCUACGAUGAUCCUAGCGUGCUUUACAUAUCUCUCCAUCGUUAUGAAAAUGGGACAUUCUAUCCUGGAAGUGAUUUCGGUGGUAUGAAUAUGACUGGUAGUGGUGCUGGCGAAGGAUUUUCUGUCAAUAUCCCUUGGCCUCAUGCGGGCAUGGGUGACCCUGAAUAUCUCCAAGCAUUCAACCAAGUAGUUAUGCCAAUAUCGCAAGAAUUCGCACCAGACUUGGUCAUAAUUUCCGCGGGAUAUGAUGCCGCUAUAAAUGACCCCCUUGGUGAAAAUUUGAUAACACCGCUUGGAUAUGCGCAGAUGACACACCAGUUGAGUAGCUUAGCGGGCGGGAAAAUGGUCGUAGCUUUGGAGGGAGGUUACAACCUUGACUCAAUCGCAACAUCAGCAACAUCAACCACUCAAACACUCCUUGGUGAAAUACCACCACAGGCCCCAUUCAAUAGUGUUGCGAAGACGACCGCAAUGGAAACACUCCAUGAUGUCUGUAUGGUUCAGUCGAAAUACUGGAAAUCAGUAUCACCAAAGUCAAAUGUCAACAGCAGUUUGCAGCCAUCAUCAGAAAAUGUCACAUCUAUCUACGAAGUAUUAUCGAAAUACCGCGAACAACUCUUAUACGAAAAGUAUAACAUGUUCAGCUUGGAUAUCACUGAUGAAGAGAUCAAACGGAGGUUCGAGAACCAAGUUAUGGCUACGAGUGAUCUAUACAGCGUGGAUACUCUACUCGUGAAUGUCCACGACUUUGGUAAUCUUCUCUUUGAAAGCAAGAAUAAUGGUGAAAUCAAGCUUGAUAAGUCAUUCCUUGUUGAUACGACUGAACGGAUACUUGAUAUGGCCGAAUCUAAGAAAUGGGGUGUGAUAGAUGUAAACAUUUUCCACAAUUUCGCGAACCAAUCUCGUCAAACGAGACUACUCCGUACCCAAAUAGACCCAGUUAAGGACCUCCUGGUGUGGCUUUGGGACAACUUCAUUGAUCUCUCUAAACCUAAUUUGAAGGUAGUCUUCGUUGGUUUUGGUAGUGCCUGUGCGGCAAUUACGAAGUUUUUCGAAAUGCGAAGGUCAACUGUGGAGAAACGGGUGCAUGCGAGUAUCUACAUACCUGGUAUGUUGGAUGUACCGCGUGUGCUAAAGAUAAUGAAAGACUGGUAUGAGUCUAAGACACUGGUUAUAAUUCCAUCUGUUCAUGAUCACGUUGAAAAUGGAAAACCAUUUAAGAGUUUUGGUAAGGUACUCGCCAGUACAGAAUCAAGCAGUUGGGUAUUAGUUGAGAAACAUUACGACGAUAUUCUCGAAUGGAUAAGCAGCAGAAAUGGAGACAGACUGUCGCCUCCAAGUAGUGUAUUUGCAGAAGGUAGUAACAAGAUGGAAGUAACUUAGUCUUUACACCUGAGACAAUAUUU
Messenger RNA from Wallemia mellicola CBS 633.66, 2121 nucleotides. RefSeq lists its product as hypothetical. Bases 5 to 2098 code for a protein of 697 amino acids. Gene Ontology annotation, biological process: chromatin organization. Lineage: Eukaryota; Fungi; Basidiomycota; Wallemiomycetes; Wallemiales; Wallemiaceae. Gene Ontology annotation, cellular component: histone deacetylase complex. The transcript has 7 exons. Gene Ontology annotation, molecular function: histone deacetylase activity. The record is from RefSeq and is a predicted model, not a curated record.